Bufo gargarizans (Asiatic toad) is the source of this 2648-nucleotide messenger RNA. RefSeq names its product zinc finger protein 501-like. The record is from RefSeq and is a predicted model, not a curated record. Bases 344 to 1798 code for a protein of 484 amino acids. The transcript has 5 exons. Lineage: Eukaryota; Metazoa; Chordata; Amphibia; Anura; Bufonidae. Gene Ontology annotation, molecular function: RNA polymerase II cis-regulatory region sequence-specific DNA binding; DNA-binding transcription factor activity, RNA polymerase II-specific. Gene Ontology annotation, cellular component: nucleus. Gene Ontology annotation, biological process: central nervous system development; regulation of transcription by RNA polymerase II.
UGUGCACUCCAGGACAGCAGCCCCGCCCCCCUAACUGGGCAGCUACACAAAGCCCCGCCUCCUUCCACAAGCUGAUGCAGUCCGGGUUUGUCAGCACUUCCCACAUCUGGUCAUGUGACCAGUGACGUCACACACCUCCUUCUAACGACUCCAGCAUCUACCGUCCUGUUGUUACUUAAUAUCGAUGGUAGAAGGUCUGAGGAGCAGUAAGUGCGGUUCUGGAUCUCACUAAUGCUCUUGUCCCUGGAGGAUUUCCAGCCUCCUCUCCUCAUAAAGGCGCCUGCAGUACUAGAAGCCUCCAGCUCCUCCAGUUCUCUCCUCUUCUCCUGAAUCACCACCAAGGAUGGACAGGAAGGAGAUCAGCAGAAGAAUAUUAGACUUCACCUUGGAGAUCAUCUCCCUGCUGAGCGGAGAGGAAUACACCAUAGUGAAGAAAACAUCAGGGGAGACUCCCAUCAUCCAUGAGUCAGAAGUGUGGAGCAGGCCCCCCAUCACAGAGCCUCCCCCCCUAAUACAUGAGCAGAAGAUCCUAGAACUUGCCCACCAGAUGAUUGAGCUGCUGACUGAAGAGGUUCCUGUAAGGUGUCAUGAUGUGGCGGUCUAUUUCUCCAUGGAGGAGUGGAAGUAUAUAGAAGGACACAAGGACCUGUACAUGGACGCCAUGAUGGAGGAUUCCCGGCCUCUGUCAUCACAAGGAAAUGCCAAUAAGAACUCUGCGGGAACCAUCAUGUUAUCGCCGGUAGAAAAUGGAGCUAUCAUUCCGCACUCUUCAGGAGAAAACCUUAUUACCCUGCUUGUAUAUCCAGGGCUUCUCGUUUCAGAUCCACGUAAUCCAAAUAAUAAUAAGCAACCUUCUGACCAAUCACAGGUUGUUCUCACAAGUAUACCACAGUCGCAUCUUGGUACACAUCAGAAAACUUACGUAGGAGACAGGCGAUAUCCCUGUUCACACUGCGGUAAAUGUUUUGUCAAUAAAUCACAUAUGGUUAUACAUGAGAGAAUUCACACAGGGGAGAAGCCAUUUCCAUGCUCAGAAUGUGGGAAAUGUUUUACAAAUAAAUCAGAUCUGGUUAAACAUCAGAAACGUCACACAGGAGAGAAGCCAUUUCCAUGUUUAGAAUGUGGGAAAUGUUUUAUUAGUAAAGCCAAGCUUAGAGAACAUCAGAGAAUUCACACAGGAGUGAGGCCGUAUUCAUGUUCAGUAUGUGGGAAAGGUUUUUUGGAGAAAUCACAUCUUAUUCAACAUGAUAGAACUCAUACAGGAGAGAAGCCAUAUUCAUGUUCUGAAUGUGGCAAAUCCUUUAGAUGUAAAUCAAGACUUGUUGCACACCAGUUAUAUCACACAGGAGAGAAGCCGUAUUCAUGUUCUGAAUGUGGCAAAUCCUUUGCAUAUAAAUCAAGACUUGUUAUACAUCAAAGAAAUCACACAGGAGAGAAACCGUAUUCAUGUUCAGAAUGCGGUAAAUCUUUUAUUUGUACUGCCACUCUUAAGGAGCAUCAGAGAAGUCACACUAGAGAGAAGCCAUAUUCAUGCUCGGUAUGUGGAAAAUGUUUUUCAGAGAAAUCGCAACUUUUUAAACAUAACAGAACUCAUAAAGGAGAGAAGCCAUAUUCAUGUUCGGUAUGUGGGAAAUGUUUUAUGGGGAAAUCACAACUUAUCAUACAUGACAGAUCUCAUACAGGAGAGAAGCCAUUUUCAUGUUCUGAAUGUGGCAAAUCCUUUAGGUAUAAAUCAAGUCUUUUUACCCACCAGAGAUAUCACACAGGAGAGAAGCCGGAUUCGCAAUGCCAAUCAUAAGGUGGAGUUACACUGUGCAAUCGUCGGGCAGAUUUUUGGGAGUGAAUGCUCGUUCCUGACAGUCUGCCUGUGUUAAACUGCAGGAGAUCACCCAAUGAAAGAGCGAAACACUCAAUCAACUGUCAUUAGUGCAGUCACCUAAAUUGUUGUUUCUGGGCAGCAGAUUGCACCGUCUAAACUCCCCAGACACAAUGCAGCUAUAUGAGCAUGAGUGAUAGCAAUAGUGAUCCCUCGUCCUCAUACUGUGGAGGGGAUCGUUGCAUGUAAAUGCAGUGCUUCAACUUCAAUGACCGAGCAGCCGACUGUCGGUAAGGCAAGCUUUCUUCUCGACAAUCUGUUGCUCAUCUAUGUAUGCAAAUGUGCCUUUAGGGAUCAUCAAAGAAGUCACAUAGGAAAAAAACCAUCCACAUUCCAAAUGUGAACAAAUGUUUUAUGAUGAAAUCAAAAUUUGAAACUCAUCAGAAAAGAAACUAAAUUCCUGUGUGCUGUGUUGGAAAUGCAAAACCAGAUGUACAACCCAACACUAAAUGGGAUUUAUUUUUUGAGUGGAAAACUCCUGGAUUUGCCAAACACUCAUAAUAUUUACCUUAGAGAAAAACAUUGUAGGUAUAAGAAAGAAGAGAGGGGCCUUGUUUACUGCCAGAGCAGUGAAGAUGAAGUCCCUAUGAACCUUGCAUCUUCUUAGUGUAUUCAUACCUCCACCCACACUGCGGCAGACUCCAGAGGAAGGACUCCCCAUGUAGACUGUUAUGUAACGUGGACAUAUUGAUAUUCGAUCUUCAUUCAUAUCGUUUAUAAUGACAAAGGUGAUGCAAUUAAUAUAAAAACUAAUAAAUAGAAUUUACAAUCA